CACCGGCAUCGACUGACGCAGCGACAUCCGCCACUUGUUCUGGCGAGGCACCCGCAUCGGCGGCUGCCGCAGCAGCCACGUCAGCAGCGGGCGCAUGGUUGUCCGCCGAGUCUUCCACUUGGGCUUCCACAGCAGCAGCGGCAGCAGACGACAAACCCGCAUCGGCAGCAGCAUCCGAAGGCGACGCGCCAGCAUCCACAGCAGUCACAAUGUCCGCCACUUGCUGGGCAGACGCGCCCGCGUCAAUGGCAGCCGCGGCAGCCACGUCGGCCGGGGGCGCCACGUUGUCCGACGACGACGAGACUUGGUCCACGAUGUCAGCCACGGCAGCCGUGUCCAAACCGGCGUCGGCAGCGGCAGCUGCAGCAGAGGAUCCAGCGUCCACCGAUUCGGCCACGUCCGCAGCUUGAGAUGCAGUCGCUCCGUUGUCGAGUGCGGCGGCGGCAGCGACGUCAGCAGGGUCAGACACCUUUUCGGCAGACUCAAUCACUUCGCUGACGACGUCGGCCACGGCGGCAGGCUCGAGACCGGCUUCGGUGGCGGCAAGCGCAGCAGAGUCGCCGUUGUCCACGGCGGCCGCGAUUUCCAACGCCUGGCUUGACGACGCACCGCUUUCGAUGGCAGUCGCCGCGGCCACGUCAGCAGGGUCGGCGAUUUCGUCCGAGGCGGACGUCACUUGGUCGAUCACUUCGGCCGUUUGGGCGUCCGACAGACCGGCGUCCAACGCAGCCGAAGCCGCAGACGCACCGCUGUCAAUGGCGUCCUUGAUUUCUUCGACUUGGGCAUCCGUGGCACCAACGUCCGCGGCGGCAUCAGCAGCCACUUCGCCUUGCGAGGGGAUGUCUUCGGACGCGGUGACCACUUCCGUGAUCACUUCGACCGCUUGCGAGUUGGUCAAACCGGCAUCGAUGGACGCGGACGCAGCCGACGCGCCUUCGUUGUCGAUCGCGUCGGCAAUGUCUGCCGCUUGGUACUCCGUGGCUCCGGCGUCCACGGCAGCCGCCGCAGCAAUUUCACCUUGGGUGGAUUUGUCGGAGUUGUCUAAUGUGCUUUCAUAAUCGUUGAUGUCGCUGAUUUGAACCACGGGCGUGUCAUUUGAUGCGGGAAGGGCGUCUUGAGCUUGUACUCGGGCAACAACAAACAGGAGACCAAUCAAUGCGACUUUGGAGAGUUUCAUGGUGGCUAGUACAGAAAGACAGAAUUGGAUUGACGCACACAAAGAUGUAUACCGAAGAUACCCGAAUUGAAAAUGA
Messenger RNA from Aphanomyces astaci, 1253 nucleotides. RefSeq lists its product as hypothetical. NCBI's taxonomy places the organism in Eukaryota, Oomycota, Saprolegniomycetes, Saprolegniales, Verrucalvaceae. Bases 95 to 601 code for a protein of 168 amino acids. The transcript has a single exon. The record is from RefSeq and is a predicted model, not a curated record.